UGGGUGUGGCUGAGUACCCCGCAGCAGUCACGUCGUUCCGUUGGUUCAGAGUGACCCAUAACUUGGAAGCCUUCCUUAGUUGCUUUAUAGGUCAUUCCUGCUUCUGGGAUCCAACUCUAUGUUGUGGUUAAGAAAUGUUUCACAUCAGACAGAGUGAAUUACAAAACAGAGAAAUUUACAUAUUAAAUAAAUAUUUCAUUAGAUUUGAAGAAUGAAGAGGAACAAUUUGUCUCUUGUGGAUAAAAUUGUCCAGUCUUCACCAACAGCAAAACAGCCAAAACUGGUGUUCUACUCUUGUCUCAACCAGACUAAGACGUACAGUGUUCUAGACUGGGGGAGUUUGCCUCACCAUGUGUUGUUGCGGAUUUUUCAGUAUCUUCCUUUAAUAGAUCGGGCCCGUGCAUCUUCUGUGUGUAGGCGAUGGAAUGAAGUUUUUCAUAUCCCUGACCUUUGGAGAAAGUUUGAAUUUGAGCUGAACCAGUCAGCUACUUCAUAUUUUAAGUCCACUCACCCUGAUCUCAUUCAGCAAAUUAUUAAAAAGCAUGCUGCCCAUCUCCAGUAUGUCAGCUUUAAGGUUGAUAGUAGCACAGAGUCAGCAGAAGCUGCCUGUGAUAUACUUUCUCAGCUGGUAAAUUGUUCUAUCCAGACCUUGGGCUUGAUUUCAACAGCCAAGCCAAGUUUUAUGAACAUGUCAAAGUCUCAUUUUGUGUCAGCACUUACAGUUGUUUUUGUCAACUCAAAAUCGUUAUCAUCAAUCAAAAUUGAAGACACACCAGUGGAUGAUCCUUCACUGAAGAUUCUUGUGGCCAAUAAUAGUGACACUCUAAGGCUCCUAAAAAUGAGUAGCUGUCCUCAUGUUUCAUCUGAUGGAAUACUUUGUGUAGCUGAUCACUGCCAAGGCCUCAGAGAACUGGCUUUGAAUUACUACAUUCUGAGUGAUGAACUUCUCCUGGCGCUUUCAAGCGAGACUCACGUUAACCUGGAACAUCUCCGGAUUGAUGUUGUGAGUGAGAAUCCUGGACAGAUUGAGUUUCAUCCCAUUCGGAAACACAGUUGGGAUGCACUUAUCAAGCACUCCCCUAGGGUUAGUGUUGUCAUGUACUUCUUUUUAUACGAAGAGGAAUUCGGAACAUUCUUCAAAGAAGAAACCCCUGUUACUCAUCUUUAUUUCGGUCGUUCAGUAAGCAAAGCAGUGCUAGGACGGAUAGGGCUUAACUGCCCACGACUGGUCGAGUUAGUGGUUUGUGCUAAUGGUCUGCAGCGUCUUGACACUGAGCUGAUUUGUAUAGCUGAACGCUGUAACAACCUGACAGCCUUGGGCCUGAGCGAAGGGGAAGUCAGCUGCAGUGCGUUCAUUGAGUUCGUGAGGCUGUGCGGGAGAAGGCUCACCCAGCUCUCCAUAAUGGAGGAGGUUUUGAUCCCCGAUGAAGAUUAUGGCCUAGAGGAGAUUCACACCGAAGUCUCCAGAUACCUGGGAAGACUGUGGUUUCCCGACGUGAUGCCUGUCUGGUAACUGGCUACCAAAGGUUCCGAACUUUUUAAAAAAUAAUAUUGGUCAAGUUAGCUGCUUUCUGUCUAUGCAAAUUUAAAUUUUUAAGAGGCAUUGCUGAAAUAUUUUAGGUCAAAUAUUUUAUCAUUUGCAAACUGUCUUAAUGGACUGCUGCAGAAACAUUUGAAAAAAUAUGGGAAAUGUGAAAAGCCGGGUAUCUCUAAAAAUAGGGCACAGGCUCUGUAUGUGGAUGAGAUGGUUGAGAUGCCAAAAACUACAGAUGGCUUCUGAGGAGAUUCCUCAGCCUUCCUUGAAGGCAUACUUUAGCUUGCUAAACGAAGGCGUAAUACUGAACCGGGAUCCCUUAAGUUAUAUCAUUUAUCAUGUUCUAUUGUUUUAACUCUAUUUUAUCUUGAUAUCAAUAUAUUUUAUAAAUUACAUAGUAUUAAACACUAAGUGUAAAAUCAAGGUUCAGAGACAGAUUUACUUAAUUACAAAAUUUUUAACAUCAUAUAAGAUCAUGUUAUGAUUUAAUAAAUAACUCCUAAUUGCCAA
Molecule: messenger RNA, 2044 nt
Organism: Lemur catta (Ring-tailed lemur)
Lineage: Eukaryota; Metazoa; Chordata; Mammalia; Primates; Lemuridae
Product: F-box/LRR-repeat protein 21
Exons: 6
Coding region: 212-1513 (433 amino acids)
Biological process (GO): G2/M transition of mitotic cell cycle; regulation of cell cycle; entrainment of circadian clock by photoperiod
Cellular component (GO): SCF ubiquitin ligase complex; nucleus; cytosol
Molecular function (GO): protein binding
Source: RefSeq, a predicted model, not a curated record